Messenger RNA from Exophiala oligosperma, 987 nucleotides. RefSeq names its product methylthioribulose-1-phosphate dehydratase. Gene Ontology annotation, molecular function: metal ion binding; methylthioribulose 1-phosphate dehydratase activity. The transcript is spliced from 3 exons. Gene Ontology annotation, cellular component: cytoplasm. The record is from RefSeq and is a predicted model, not a curated record. The coding region runs from base 83 to 790 and encodes 235 amino acids. Lineage: Eukaryota; Fungi; Ascomycota; Eurotiomycetes; Chaetothyriales; Herpotrichiellaceae.
CCGGCUUCAUUCUCCUCUUUUCAAUUUUCACUGCCAUCCUCCUAAUCUACAGGGUUUUGAUGGUUGCAAAGAGCCUGUCGCAAUGUCUAGUGAGAACAAUGACCACCUGGUGCAAUCUACUGAUCCAGAGCAUCCAGCCAACUUGAUUCCGGCGCUAUGCAAACAAUUUUAUACUCUUGGAUGGGUCACUGGCACUGGAGGAGGCACUAGCAUUCGGAAAGAUGACCAUGUCUUCAUUGCGCCCUCGGGAGUCCAAAAGGAACUGAUGAAGCCUGAGAAUAUUUUCGUGCUCUCUUACCCAACCCCAAAAUAUCCACCCUCUGCACGACAAUAUAUCCGGAAACCCAUCGAUCUCAAACCAUCAGCAUGCACGCCUUUGUUUCUUGCUGCCUUCGAGCGCGGCGCUGGCUGUUGCAUUCAUACACAUUCUCAAUGGGCUGUGCUUGUCACCCUGCUUGUCGAGAAGAUGUCAGGAACAGCGGCAUGUUUCGAGAUCAGCAACAUUGAACAGAUCAAAGGCAUCCCCAAAGGUCCAGGGAAGGGCAUGCUCGGCUUUCACGAUACCAUGAGGAUACCAAUCAUCGAAAACACUCCUUUCGAGGAGGAUUUGACCGAGCACUUGGAAAAGGCAAUGGAACAGCAUCCUGACACUUGCGCCGUAUUAGUUCGCCGUCAUGGAAUAUAUGUCUGGGGUGACAAUGUCGCCAAAGCCAAAACUCAGUGUGAAAGCCUAGAUUAUCUCUUCCAGCUAGCAGUCGAAAUGCAUAAGCUGGGGCUGCCUUGGACUUGAUUGACCUCGUCACGAAUUCUCGAGCCUAGGGGAAGAUAUGCUUCUCGCUUGUAUUUUUGCUCAUUGUUGGUUUCGAUGAGAAGAGCAUCCUUGAAGAUUUAGAAUAGAUUGCUUUGGCCUGCGUCCUUAUUUCGUUGUUGCUUUCUCUGAAUGCAUCAAUCAGUCUGCACUCUGGACAUAUACUACCAGGUAUCCGU